Molecule: messenger RNA, 734 nt
Organism: Chironomus riparius
Lineage: Eukaryota; Metazoa; Arthropoda; Insecta; Diptera; Chironomidae
Source: the annotation of a GenBank genome assembly
CGGUCGCAUGUAAAGUGAGAACGAAUAGUAAGUUUCAGUGUUCUUUGAAAACUGUCACAUAAUGGACGUUAAAAUCGCCUGUAAAAUUAUAUUUUUGAUGACGAUAUUUCUGUUGUCAGUGAUAAAGUCAACGAGUUCCAGUGAUAAUGAUAAAUUGAAUAUUGAUGUUCUUUAUGAGUCAAGAUGCCCUGAUUCGAAAAAUUUCAUGCAACGGCACUUAAAGCGAGUCUAUCCGAAAAUUAAAGAUAUGGUUAAUUUAAAUUAUGUGCCAUUUGGAAAGGCUUAUAGUUACAGUAAUAAUGGUGGAAUUAGAUUCCAUUGCCAGCAUGGACAACGAGAAUGUGACGGUAAUAUGUUUCAAUCUUGCGUUCUUGAUGUUAUCGGAAGUGACAACCAAGAUCUUCAGACUAAUUUUGUAGUUUGUGCGAUGGACUUUUCGAAAAAUCCCCAAAACUGCGCCAAAAAUAUUGGAAUCAACUUAAACAAGGUAGAUGAGUGCAUGGCGACUAACAAAGGUGUUCAAUUGCAAUUAAAAGCAGAAGAAGAUUCUACAAAAAUCAUUCGACGAUCGGGUUUUGUUCCAACGAUCGUCUACAAUGGAGUUUACAAUGGAAAUGACUUUUGGGAUUCUCUUGAUGACUUUGAUGCCAUCGUUAGCAACAAAUUGAGGUCACUUUGAAAGGAACUUAAUGUGCCAAUUGUCAUAUUUUAUAUGAAUUAGCGAUUAAUAAAAA